This is a messenger RNA of Zychaea mexicana, 1750 nucleotides long. RefSeq lists its product as uncharacterized. The record is from RefSeq and is a predicted model, not a curated record. The coding region runs from base 354 to 1658 and encodes 434 amino acids. The transcript is spliced from 8 exons. Gene Ontology annotation, biological process: pyruvate decarboxylation to acetyl-CoA. Lineage: Eukaryota; Fungi; Mucoromycota; Mucoromycetes; Mucorales; Lichtheimiaceae. Gene Ontology annotation, molecular function: dihydrolipoyllysine-residue acetyltransferase activity. Gene Ontology annotation, cellular component: pyruvate dehydrogenase complex.
UUCCUAUCCUCAACUCUUAUACAAUAUGACCCCUCUUUCCUGUUAGUACAAUUAGUGUCGUUUGAUAAUAGAACUAUUUCAUAAUAUCAAACGAAAAUAGAGGGGGGCAAAAGCGUGGUAAAAAAAAAGAAGAGCGUUUUGUAAAAUACCCCUUCAUCCCAUAUAGCUUAUUUUGUGUUCGCUUCGGUGCGGUAUCCGCAAGUACUGUGCUUUGCGCUCGGCGACAACCGGAUCUCGAAUUUAAUCCCGGAGCGAACCGUCACGUCAAGUUGGGGUGGGGGCGGAUUCCCGUGGUUUCCAAGUUACCCCCGAGCCCACCAUUUUUUCACUUUUUUUCCAACUUUUUUCCAACGAUGCAUCGGUUUCUUGCGCGUUCGUCCAAAGCAUGCAUUGCCGGAUUCCAUACGUCCGCUUCGCGUGCUGCCAUCAGUCGCUUUAAUAUGCCUGCCAUGAGCCCUACCAUGACCGAAGGAACGAUCCAUCAGUGGAAAAUCCAGGAAGGUGAGAGCUUUUCCGCUGGCGACGUCUUGCUCGAGUUGGAAACCGACAAGGCCCAGAUCGAUGUUGAGGCGCCUGAGGACGGUAUCCUUGCCAAGAUUGUGCUUGGAAAUGGCGAAAAAGCGGCAGUGAAUACCGCUAUUGCAUUGCUGGCUGAAGAAGGCGACGACUUGUCCAACGUUGAGAUGCCCGCAGAGGAGUCUGGCUCGGCAUCGUCGCCACCACCGCCCACGGAAGAGCCCAAGCAAGAAGCAUCCAAACCCGCACCCGCACAGCCAUCCACACCCCUGGACCAUCACGAUCUCGACACAAGCAAGCUAAAGAAGCCAUUAUCUCCAGCAGUGCUUAGCCUUGUUUUGAAGAAUCACAUCAAGGACUUGGGUGCCAUCAAGGCGUCCGGUCCCGGUGGCCGUAUCUUGAAGGGUGACGUACUUGCACAUCUUGGACUGAUUCCAUACAAACCUGCACCCGCACCUAGAACGUCGAUUGCCCCACCACGAGAAGAGAUUGUAUUUGCCAAGCCCGCCAAGCCUGUAGUCAAAGAAGAGAAGCCAUUGCCUCCCAACUUUAUCAGCAAGCAGGUUGCCGUGGACGAUUUGUUUGCUUUGCGCACUACACUAAACUCACAAAACCGCACCAAUGUCAGUGUGAACGACUUUAUUGCAAAGGCCGCCUCGCGAGCAUUGCAGGAUGUCGUUGCCAAAGCACCCAAAUCCACCAGCGGAGUCGUUUGCAAGACCGAUGCUGCCACAUUCUCUGAAUCAUACAAGGGCGGAUCCUUCAAGGUCUUCCACUUGGCGCCACCCACCUACGACUUCAUCAACGACUCAUACGAACCCUCAAAGCCCUACAUGCUGAACGUCAGCUCUAGCAAAUCCAUGUCUUCCGGCAAAUCAGCACAAUCCAGCGACGAUGAAAUGCUCGAACUGAUUGGAUUCCUUGGCGGCGAAAAGCCAGCACAGGAGGCACCUCGUGCAGUACGAUUGACAGGUGGUGACGCUCGAAUUGAUUUCAGCAAUCAGCCCAAGGCGCUGGCGCAGCAAGUAGAGUUGAAGCUGCAAGGCGGUGCACCAGGCAAGAUUUUGAAUGAUCAAAAUGCCACCGUUUUCCUUGACCGUGUAGAAUAUUACGUUAGAAACCCCAGUGAAUUGACUGUUUGAAAGGAAAAAAAACUAAAUAAGCCGACCUUCCGCUCUCAGUUCCCUUGCCAUCAUCCACCACACAUUAUAUACUUUUAAUAAAAAGACACAAC